CGUUGUUCAAGAAGCGGAAGUUUAGUUCAUGCUGAAAACCAAAACGACUGGGAAUUUAUAAUGUGACGCAAUGUUGUUUGUGUGCAGUCCUGCAAUCUGUAAAUAAUUUAUUUAGUAGAUUUGCAGGAAAUUCAACAGACAAUGACCACGACAGGUCAGGUGAUCAAGUGCAAAGCGGCGGUUGCUUGGGAACCAGGGAAACCUCUGGUGACUGAAGAUGUGGAAGUGGCUGCACCUCAGGCCCAUGAAGUCCGCAUCAAGAUUGUUGCCACAGGUGUGUGCCACACAGACUGGGAGUACAUGUACGGGACUGGAAAGGGGAUGAAGUUUAGACCUUUUCCGUUAGUUUUUGGCCACGAAGCAGCCGGAGUAGUGGAGAGCGUUGGUCCAGAAGUCACCAAAUUCUUACCGGGGGAUAAAGUUAUUCCUCUUUUUCUGCCUCAGUGUGGGGAAUGUGAACGAUGUUGGAGCCCUAAAACAAAUCAUUGCAGGAAGAACUGGGCAAAUACACAACUGGGUGUUUUGGCUGAUGGCACGAGCAGAAUAUCUUGCAAGGGACAGCAGGUGUACCAGUUCCUUGGAAUCGGUUCUUUCUCCCAGUACACCGUGGUUCCCGACAUCUCACUUGCAAAGAUAAGAGGCGAUGCACCGCUGGAAAAAGUUUGCCUGCUUGGCUGUGGAGUCUCCACUGGUUAUGGUGCAGCUGUUAAAACAGGCGAGGUUCAAAAAGACUCCUCGUGUGCCGUGUUUGGGCUCGGAGCUGUUGGACUGGGCGCCGUCAUGGGUUGCCAGGUUGCCGGGGCGAAGAGGAUCAUCGGGGUAGACAUCAACCCUGACAAGUUCGCGAAAGCCGUAGAGCUCGGAGCCACUGAAUGUGUGGACCCCAGAGAUCAUAGCAAGCCCAUCCAGGAUGUCCUGGCAGAGAUGACAGACGGAGGGGUUGACUACGCUCUGGAGUGUGUGGGGAGUCCAGCUGUCAUGACUGCUGCGCUUGAGUCUACAAGAGAUGCCUGGGGCACCUGUGUGAUCGCAGGGUGGACGGAGAGAGAAGCAAUGAACGUCGUGGUGGAAAAGCUCCUGAUGGGACGCACCUUGAAGGGGACGUACUUUGGAGGUUGGAAGAGCGUGGAGGACGUGCCCAAACUGGUGGACGAAUACAUGAACAAAAAGCUGAAGCUGGAUGAAUUUAUUACCCACAACCUCCCUCUGGAUCAAAUCAAUGUGGCCUUUGACCUUCUGAAAAGUGGGAAAAGCAUUCGUACUGUCAUCAGUCUGUGAGACUCGAGGAGACGAGCCUACAGAACACUUAACAAGAGGGGAGAUUGAUGCUCACGGUUGUUACUAUGGUAACUAUUGUAAUAUUUUGCAUAGAACUCUGCCAUAUUUAAUUAUCUUUUUCUUCAAGGGUAAUGAAAAUAUUUCUCCAUGCUUGACUUUAUGGCAAGUGAGCACUUUGGCCACUAGAUGGCAUUCUUAUGUCACGUAAAAGCCUUUAUAGUAAUUUCAAUUUAAUAAAAAUAUCACUGUUU
Messenger RNA from Paralichthys olivaceus (Japanese flounder), 1529 nucleotides. RefSeq names its product alcohol dehydrogenase class-3-like. Gene Ontology annotation, cellular component: cytosol. Gene Ontology annotation, molecular function: zinc ion binding; S-(hydroxymethyl)glutathione dehydrogenase [NAD(P)+] activity. Gene Ontology annotation, biological process: formaldehyde catabolic process. The record is from RefSeq and is a predicted model, not a curated record. Lineage: Eukaryota; Metazoa; Chordata; Actinopteri; Pleuronectiformes; Paralichthyidae.